GUUAAAGUCCCAUGUUGCCAUACAUCGGGAUGUAUUCGAACAAACCUCGUCAUUUAAAAAAAUAAAAUUAAAUCCACUCCACCCAAGACCAGCUCAGUGGUUUGGCUGGCCUGGAUUUCUGUACGACCAUGCGAUGUGUAUGGUGGAUCCAAAGAUACCCACAUUUUAAAGAAAUGGUGAACUAUCACAGAAUGAAUCUAGCCCAUAAAAAUGUCUCUUCUCAAGGCCCCAUCUCCCUUGGAAUGCAAAAGGAAGGAAAAAAAAAACAAAAGAGAGGGAAGAAAAGUCCUACCACAAAAACUGGCAAGCAAUAGAGUGGCCAAAAAAAGGAAGAGAGUGCAAACCAGCUCACAUACAUGUAGUAAAAGAAGAGCAUUCCAGCCCCACAUUUCUCCUGUCAAUGGCGCAAAUCAAGCCAACCAACCCACAUGCACGUGGCCCCUUUUGAUGACGAUAUCAAUGAUUCAGCCUUUCAGCAUCCAAAGCACCCCAAGCCCAAAAGACCAUCAAAACCCCACCUCUUCCCACCAAAACCACCCUUAAAAGCCCCCUUCUAAACAAGAACCCCAUAAUCCAGAUUCACCUUUCUUCUUCCCACUUCCCAUCCCAAAUGAGCUAAAACCCAAUAAUCAAAAUCCUAUAAAAAUCCCACUUCCCAAUUAUCAAAUCCCAAACAAGAAAAACCCAAAACCUCUUUGUUUCCCAUUCCAACCUUAACAGCACCCAACAGGAGGAGAGAAGAACAAAAACCAUGCUGCUCCCCACUCUCCCAUCCUGCUUCAACAACAACAACAACAACCACUCCAAUAGCAAUCUCACCAACACUCCCACCACCCAAACCAAAAUGCCACAGAAUCUAAUCACCACCGUCUACCAAACACAUAUCUGUAACACUCCAGCUUUCCUAACACUAACAUGGUCCAAGACCCAAACAUCCCACUCUCUCACCAUCAACAUAGACUCUUCCUUUUCCCUCUCAAUCUCCCUCUCCCCUGCCACCUCUUUCUCCUUCUUCCGAAACAAGCCCGGCUCGAAGCCAAUCUCCCUCCCACACCACCAAUGUCGCCACAAACCCAAGCUUUACUGGGACUUCACCCGUGCCCGAUUCUCUCCGGCUUCCGCCGAACCCGUCUCCAACUUCUACUUAGCUAUUUCGCACGCUGCAAGUAUUGAUUUCUUCAUCGGCGAUCUCCGGGAAGAUGCAUUGCGCCGCUCGGGUGCGAUCCCUCCAUUGCCCACAGAGCCUGCUCUGCUUUCCCGCCGAGAGCACAUGUUCGGGCAGCGGACUUACACCACCAAAGCCCGGUUUUUGGGAUCGAACCAUGAGAUUGGGAUCGAGUGCACAGGUGGGGCGCUGAGAGUGAGGGUGGAUGGGGAGGUAGGCCUGGUAGUGAAGAGGCUAGCAUGGAAGUUCAGAGGCAAUGAGCGGAUUUCAGUUGGUGGGUCCGACGUCGAAUUCUACUGGGAUGUUUUCAAUUGGGUUUGUGGGCCUGGGAGUGGUGGUGGUGGAGCUCAUGGGGUGUUUGUUUUUCAAGUGGGGGAUGGUGGGGUGUGGCCAGAGAUGGUGGGGGCCGAGAAGAGGCUGAUGAGGAAGAGCUUCUCCUCAGGUUCGGCAACGUCAGCAUCAUCGCCAGGGAGUUGGAGUGUAUUGCAGUGGACUGAAGAAAGGAGUGAUGGAAGCAGGAGCUGUUCUUCUUCUUCUUCUUCAUACUCUUCUUCUGCUUCUUCUUUCAAGAGUGGAGGGUUCUCUUUGCUAUUGUACGCUUGGAGGACAGGUUGAAUUUUGGUCUGUGUGGAUUGGUUUUUCCCAUUUGUAAUUCCAUUUCUUUAUAAUUACCUAUCUCUUUGUAUAUUGUUGUUGUUUUUUUUUUUUUUUUUCAAUUUU
Messenger RNA from Magnolia sinica, 1885 nucleotides. RefSeq lists its product as uncharacterized. Lineage: Eukaryota; Viridiplantae; Streptophyta; Magnoliopsida; Magnoliales; Magnoliaceae. The coding region runs from base 752 to 1780 and encodes 342 amino acids. The transcript has a single exon. The record is from RefSeq and is a predicted model, not a curated record.